Esox lucius (northern pike) is the source of this 3674-nucleotide messenger RNA. RefSeq names its product nuclear receptor subfamily 2, group F, member 5 (gene nr2f5). Gene Ontology annotation, biological process: cell differentiation; regulation of transcription by RNA polymerase II; anatomical structure development. Gene Ontology annotation, molecular function: nuclear receptor activity; zinc ion binding; RNA polymerase II cis-regulatory region sequence-specific DNA binding. Bases 734 to 1945 code for a protein of 403 amino acids. The record is from RefSeq and is a predicted model, not a curated record. The transcript is spliced from 4 exons. NCBI's taxonomy places the organism in Eukaryota, Metazoa, Chordata, Actinopteri, Esociformes, Esocidae.
GAUGGGACCGACAGCCGACGGGUGAAGUACAUGAUUGGCAAAGAUAUCUGCUUGUGAACAUACUGUAUCUAUCAAAGAUCACUCCAUCCGUGGUUUAUGGAAGUUUCUAUUCAGACCUUAUCGUGUCGCACAAAAUUUGAGGAACGAAUGCAAUUCAUUUUUCGGAAUUGCACGUCCGUAUGAGACUAAAAUACGAGGUCGAUCGCACAAUUGUGAAGAACUGUGGUCAGUCGGUAUAGCGUUUUUCUGAUUGAGAUUUUAAUGUUUAAAAAAGUAUAGUCUAUAGCCAAAUAGCUUUUUGUGUUUUAUAUCAUUUAGCAAAACAUUGGCUUAUUCAUGAAAAUGACCAUUUAAAGACCACGUCAGCCUGUUUUCGGUAAAGGUAGUCGAUUAUUCAAAAACAUUCAAAGUUUGGGGAGAGCGUGUUUUAUGGAUUUCCGCGCAGAAGAGAUCCCUGGCAGUAGGCUACAUUCUUACGUAAUGGUCAUGUUGACACGGUGCUGUCUUCGUAAACUUUGAUAAAAGUUUACAGAAGAUACGUUUAUUAAAGGAAAAUCUGAUUUAACUAGAGAAAAUAUAUUAUAGAAUAGUUUAAAGCCAUUCUAUUGGAGGUGGUUGGAAGCGCCUUUUUGCCGUGCCUUUUUUCCCAAGACGUCAGAACGGAUUCUUAUCUAUUCCUCGCGCCUCGGAGUUGGACUCUAUCUGUUGGUUAACCAAAGUGUUUGAGGAUAGCAUGGCAAUGGUAGUAAACCAGUGGCAAGAGAACAUUUCGGCGGAUCCCGGGUCCCAGCUCCAGAUUUGCAGUCAGGAGCCAGGCGGGACACCGGGAACACCCUCUGGUUCCACCCCGGGGAACGAUGCGCUUUCCGGGGACAAGAUCCCCAACGUGGACUGCAUGGUGUGCGGAGAUAAGUCCAGUGGCAAGCAUUACGGCCAAUUCACCUGCGAGGGCUGCAAAAGCUUCUUCAAGCGUUCGGUGCGACGGAACCUUAGUUACACCUGCCGGGGGAACCGAGACUGUCCCAUCGACCAACAUCAUCGGAACCAGUGCCAGUACUGCCGACUGAAGAAGUGCCUCAAAGUCGGCAUGAGAAGAGAAGCUGUCCAGAGAGGCCGCAUGUCCAACUCCCAAUCUAGCCCCGGCCAGUACCUGACCAAUGGCAACGACCCUUACAACGGCCAGCCCUACCUAUCUGGGUUCAUCUCUCUGCUGCUGCGCGCUGAGCCCUAUCCCACGUCUCGCUACGGGGCCCAGUGUAUGCAAGGAAACAACCUGAUGGGGAUAGAAAACAUCUGCGAGCUGGCUGCGCGGCUGCUCUUCAGUGCUGUGGAGUGGGCCAAAAACAUCCCCUUCUUUCCUGACCUGCAGCUCAUGGACCAGGUGGCGUUGCUGCGCAUGUCGUGGAGUGAGCUGUUUGUGCUAAAUGCCGCCCAGUGCUCCAUGCCGCUGCACGUGGCGCCCCUGCUGGCGGCGGCCGGCCUUCACGCUUCUCCCAUGUCCGCGGAACGCGUAGUGGCGUUCAUGGACCACAUCCGCGUCUUCCAGGAGCAGGUGGAAAAACUGAAAGCUCUGCAGGUGGACACGGCUGAGUACUCUUGCCUCAAGUCCAUUGUGCUCUUCACCUCUGAUGCCAUGGGCCUGUCGGACGUGGCCCACGUGGAGAGCAUCCAGGAGAAGUCCCAGUGUGCCCUGGAGGAGUACGUGAGAAACCAGUACCCCAGUCAGCCCAACCGCUUCGGGCGCCUGCUCCUGCGGCUGCCCUCCCUUCGCAUCGUCUCCUCGCCCGUCAUCGAGCAGCUCUUCUUCGUGCGCCUGGUCGGCAAGACGCCCAUCGAGACGCUGCUGCGUGACAUGCUCCUCUCGGGCUCCAGCUACAACUGGCCCUACAUGCCGGUGCAGCGUGACCGCCCCAUCUCCCUCCACUACAACGAGAACGGGCCCUGAGGACGUCUGCGCCGAGUCAGCUCUCCGUCCGUCCUGCGUCGACCCCUCAGUCUCUCCCUCCGUUUAUCUCCUCCAUCCAUGCCCGGACAGACCACCAGCGUUCAGCCAAAAGCCAGGCUGACCACCUGACCUUUCAACCACACCCCUCCCUCGUUCACCAGUCAAGACAUUCACGCCUCUUCUCCCGGGGGACCGCGGCCAGUUGUGAGACUUGGUGUUUACCGUGGUCCCGCCGUUGCCACGUCGUGGAGUGGUAACACUAGACGAGCCGGCUGAACGGGUUUUAUGUCGUUCUCCUUCAGCUCUGUGGGACCCACGCAGUUAAAGUCGACUUUUGGACUCAAAAGUCAGAGAAAUGUGGCCGCUACUAGCGACGCAAUCACUCAAUUGUCAGUACUGGUUUUGCAUCUGAGAGAGCCCAACCAGAUCCACCAUAUGGCAAGGUCUUUGUUGAUAGGGCUGCUUAACUGAAAGAACCAGGCCCAGAGUUCUGCAACCUUUUUCUUAAACCAGAAGCCAUUAAAAAAUGAAUGCCAAAUUUCCUUGGACUUUUCAAAAGACAUGCUUAUUAUGUGUGCGUGUGUGUGUGUGUAUUAGCACUGUUUAUAAUGAGAGAAACUUAUGAUUGUGUCCUUAUGUAUGUCAUUGACUCAGACGUCCAUGUUGUGGGUUAUGUGGGGACUCAGGUUCAGGACAGGCAUGCCCAUAUCAGUAGGAAACAGAACCACUCAUCACCAUGGCAAAACACAGCUUAGUGCCAAAGCAGAACUUGCAUAUGAAUUAUUUGGAAUAUCUUUGUGGUAGUGGUGACUAAAAAAUAUAAUUUGUCUGUAAUUUGACUUUUUACUUGUAUUUAGUAGUCAGAGGCCGUGGGAAGGCUGUGGGGAAUAUACAAACAUGCAAAACAGGCACUUGCCAGAAUCCACACUUAGUUGACCCACUCCCAUCGUAAAUGCAGCACUGGUUCUUUCUCAGUCGACAUUGUGAGGUCAAAAUGACAAGGCCACUAAUUGCUUGUGGUCACCUUAGCUUUGUUGUAAAUCUGUCAGUUUCAAAGUGGAACAUACAAGCGGCCCUUCAUAAUGCCUACAUAAUGCAGUCAUAGGAAUGACAACACAUGUCAGUUAGUUUCACGUCACAUUCACAUUUAAUGUCUUUGGGACAACUGAAAAUUUUUACAGAGCCUGAACAAAUAAGCAUUUGAAAACUAUAGUUGUACUUGCCUUAGAACAAGAUUUUGUCACUGAGCAUUUAUUUUAUGACUGUGCCAUAAUCUGAAGUUACCUGUUAUAACAGGCAAUAUGUCCUCCAUAUGACAUUCGCAUGUAUGGUAGGAGCCACCACUAUUCAAGUGUCAUUCAAGCAGGAUACUAAGUAAUUUGUAUCACUUACCUACAAAACCUCAGUUUAAGUGACAAUGUUCCCCUAAGAGAAAGGCAUCUACUGUGAUUUAGCCUAGAUAUUAUUAUGUGUUUUUGUUACCAUCAAUUGGUUACUGGCUCUAUGGCUACUGUGAUUGUUGAGUGACCAUUCUCAUGUUUUUUUAACAUGAUAUUGGGGUAUCAGCAUAGAGUAUGGGGAUUUGAAAGCCAUUGGGACCUUAGAGAGAGCAGAACAGUCUGUUGAUAAAUUAGUCCACAGAAUAUUUCUAUGAGAGUAUGUUUUUUCUCUAUUUUUGUUUGGAACUAUGGAUCCAUUAAUUGAAAUAAAAAUCUGUUGUUCACAAUAG